ACUUCGGGCAAACAAAGAUACUUCAAAGCCCCGCCUCCUUAUUAGUGUAAGAAAAAAAAAGAGUAAACACUUCAGUUGCGCGUAUUUGCGCUUUUAUCUGACACGACGCACACCCGGUGGGCUAUCUCAGGGGACAUGAUGUACAGAGGACAACACGACGGACAACGGUAACUGCGUAAUUAUGCAGAGGAACAGAAAGCGACACCGCUUUUGUUCUACAUGACCAAAAAAUGUCCAAUGACAGGAUAAAGAUCCUGGUGUUGUGCGCGCUUUCCUGGGGUUUAAUCGCGAACGCGGGGCAGAAUUUUGAAAGCAAAGUUAUUCAGUUGCUUCAUGAUGAGCAGGACAACAUUAAAUGCUUUUCUGAGACUCUGAAGGACUUCGCCUGUUUCUGGGAAGAGGAGAGGGAAAAUAGUUACAACCAACAACCAUUCACCUUCACAUACCAAUACCAGAAUGAGAACAGCAGUAAGUGUGCUGUGUCUGAACUGCCUAUACAUGGAGCUAGUGAUAAAAGACUGUUCCUCUGCAAUAUCCCCAAACCGUUCAGUUUCGUUACCCUCAAGCUCCGGGUGUUUCAGGGGGGAAGAGAACUUUUCAACCGCACCCUCACCACUGAACGUUCUAUUCUACUAGAUCCUCCUACUAACCUGACUGUGGUGAGCACAGGGAAACAAGGGGAACUGAUGGUGAGCUGGCUGCCUCCUGCUGUGAAGUACUUUGUUGACAGUCUGAUAUACGAAAUCAGAUAUGUGGCGAAAGGGAUUCCUAUGAGGAAGGAAAUAGUAACCAGCACAAAAUUCACCCUGCGUGGCCUUCAACCAAGCAGCAAAUACAAGGUGUUAGUCCGUGUCAAACCUGACGGCAUCAGCUAUGGAGGUUACUGGAGUGCUUGGUCAGAUCCUGAGUUUGGGACUACACCCCCAAGUGACCCCCUGAUUGUGGUACUAGUACUCAUCAUCUUUCUGAUCCUCAUCCUGCUGUCUAUCACUGUGCUUCUGUCCCACCACAAAUUCCUGCUAAAGAAACUGUGGCCUGACAUCCCUUCUCCUGAGCACAAAUUCCCAGGCCUCUUCACAGUCUACAAAGGAGACUUCAAGAAAUGGCUUGGCCACAGUAGCGGCAGCAGAUGGCCAGUUCAUGUGUACACAGAGGAGCUUCCUUCCUCUCUGGAGGUGCUGUCUGAAGUCAGUUUAGCCCCACCACUGACAAAUCACACAUCUCCCCUGAGGUUGGAAUCAACCCCUAGAACAGCUGACUUCCUGAGAGAAGAACCACAGAACAUAGAAGAAGCAGACAAUCAAUUUGUGAGACAGGAUGUGCAUACAGGUUUCACUGACAGAUGGCAAGAACCUCCACACAGCCACUGGUUGAUGGAGCAGCUGAAGGCUUCUCAGGGGCAUCCAGAGAUCCUUUCCCAUUCAUCACUACUUGAGUCACAAGACACCUAUGUCACCCUCAACCAGAACUCCCAGCGUGCCCGGGCAGAUGUGCAAAGGGAUGAUAGCUUUGAGGAGUCAUUGCCCCUGCAGGUCCUGUUUGCUAGCAAUGGGUCCUCCUUGAUGGCUUCAGAUUCUGACAUCGGCUCCCUCCCGCAAAGUUCCGGCUCAGGAACACUUUCAUCACAGUCAAGCCUUGAAUUUUCAAACAACACAUGGCCUCCCAAAGGGCCAGGAUAUACCUACAUGGCUGUGGCAGACUCAGGAGUCUCCAUGGACUACAGUCCAAUGAGCUUCAGCAGAAUAACAGACAUGGGGAAUGGCACUGUCUAUGCCAACGAGUACAAAAAUGAUAUUCCUGGACACAAGCGACCACUCGCUGGUCAACCCAUCCAGUAUGGAUAUUGAUCAAAAAUCUUUCAAAAUCAAUGUUGAAAUACUUGCUUUUGGGAGUCAUGCAAAACACUGGAUUUUUAUCUGCCUAAGGAGAUAAUGGAGUUUGAACCAGGAUGUCUUCACCUCUUCCUUCUCAAACUUUCAGAAUGACAAUGCAACAAUUGUGGAAUGUACCUGGAUACAGACAGUCACACCUGGAUUAAUAAUAAAUAAGCUAACUUUCUCUUCAGUACUACAGGUUUUUGUUAGCUCUGGCAGCAGUUAAAGUUUUAACUAUUUUUUUUUACAGAACACCAAAUACUACCUGUAGCCUAAAAAAGAUUAUAAUUGUUGUAAUUAGUGGCUGGUUUCCAACUCCUAUAUGUUCUUUUGGAGUUUAUAUGACUGUGUGUCCAUCCAUUUUGUGUCUUGAAAGGGUUGUAAUAGUAAAAUCUGUUGUAAAAUAUGUAGAUACGUUUUUAACUGCCAUUAAAUGGGUGGUAAAUGGAGAAAAAUAGUACGAUUUUGAAAUAGAUCACGUGCCAUCAUUUUUUUCAGUUACAAAUACCAAAGCAACGGUGUCAUCUAAAAAUCUUCCAAUCAGUUGAAUCGUUGGAGCCAGAAGUUUUAAUAUUGUGCUUUCCAUAAAUUUGCAAUAGGUAUGGUGCAGAAUACAGGUAUUAUUCAUCUUUACUGGUACCAAAGAAAGUUUACAAGAGCAGCUGAAACAUCACUAAAUACCACAAACUUACUUAUUUGCGUAUUGGAUCCUUCAGACUACAAAUUCCAGACGAAACUGGGAAGAAAAAGGAACAAAAGCGAUCUUUGAAGCAUCACAUAUUUUGUGUAUCAUACACUAUUUAUGCCAUAAAUGUCAUGUAAGUAAAUAAAUAUAUUCCUACAGUUACAGUUCAAGUCACUUUUAUUAAAAUUAGUAUUUGCAACCUUACAAACUACAUGACGAGUCUGAAAAAUGUUGUAGUGGUUCUUGUCAAACAAUAUCAUUCUAUAGAUUCAUUAGAACCUACUGUAAAUACUACUGUAGCACCCACUCAUCUGGUAUGUUUCUGAAAUAAACAGUCUAUAUUGUCAUUCAUUGUAGACGGCAAAAACUACACGUGAAGAAUUAUUGAUUUUGAAGCUUUUUUGGGAUCUUUUGCCAGUCUAAUGCAUUUGUGUAAUAAAAGAGCAUUCAUGAAAUUGUAUAUGUUAACCUUGCCUUUAGAAACUCUUUCAAAAAAAAAAAGAAGCCCUUUGUGAAAUUAUGUUUUGAAACUGUUAAAUGUAAGCAACCCUAUAUUUUCAUACAAAAUAAAAAAAAACUCUGUUCUUAAA
Molecule: messenger RNA, 3149 nt
Organism: Hemibagrus wyckioides
Lineage: Eukaryota; Metazoa; Chordata; Actinopteri; Siluriformes; Bagridae
Gene: epor
Product: erythropoietin receptor
Exons: 8
Coding region: 231-1847 (538 amino acids)
Biological process (GO): hemopoiesis; cytokine-mediated signaling pathway; positive regulation of cell population proliferation
Cellular component (GO): membrane; external side of plasma membrane
Molecular function (GO): protein binding; cytokine receptor activity
Source: RefSeq, a predicted model, not a curated record